This is a messenger RNA of Aspergillus sclerotioniger CBS 115572, 741 nucleotides long. RefSeq lists its product as uncharacterized. The transcript is spliced from 3 exons. The coding region runs from base 1 to 741 and encodes 246 amino acids. NCBI's taxonomy places the organism in Eukaryota, Fungi, Ascomycota, Eurotiomycetes, Eurotiales, Aspergillaceae. The record is from RefSeq and is a predicted model, not a curated record.
AUGGGAGUCAGCGACUACAACUCCACGUUCUAUGUGAACUUCCAGGACAACCGAGUCCCCAGCAAGCUCGACUCCCGGGUGAAAGAGCUCAAAAGCAUGCUGAACUAUACUCAUCAAUGGUUGGACAUUUGGGCGGGUAAGAACACCGAUGACCAGAUCAAGCAAGGAAACCUGUCUGGCAGCUCAGACAUUGAUGCCCAGACGGAGCGCAACAAUUACCGUCACAAGGUCAUUGAUGUUCUCGUCGGCAAGGCUGCGUGGAUGAUGGAAUCCAACACCGACACGAAGAGUUUCGGCAUCGAGAUUAAGAAGGAGAACUUCCACUUCGAGAUCCUCAAAGCCAUGCUUUCCGGGAUUGCCCAGCCGCAGAGUUUACUGCAGGACAUUGAGAAUGCUCUACAGAGCAUUGCGGAUACCAUCAAGGAAUCGAAAUCCGUCAAGCAAAGCCAGUCGAUGUACAGCUUGAACCAUGUCAUUUUCUAUGACUCGGCGGCGGACGAUGUCACUGCCUCCUUCCGCACGGUGUGGUAUUCCAUUGAUGAAUCGAUGAAAACCGUGGUUUCGAACAAGUCGUCCACUCAGGAGGUUAAUGUGACGUUCGAGUUUGCGGCCCGGGACUUUACUUUCAACGAGGAAACCUGGCAAUCCCAGAAGGAGGCUGUGGUCAAAUUUGUUGAGGAUGCAGCUGCAGCGAACAUCAAUGACCCCUUGGAUGGUGGUGAGAUUUUGCCUGAUGCAUGA